Messenger RNA from Sorghum bicolor (sorghum), 4306 nucleotides. RefSeq lists its product as uncharacterized. The record is from RefSeq and is a predicted model, not a curated record. The coding region runs from base 505 to 3744 and encodes 1079 amino acids. Lineage: Eukaryota; Viridiplantae; Streptophyta; Magnoliopsida; Poales; Poaceae. The transcript is spliced from 4 exons.
GCAAUGCAAGCAAGGGAUCGUGCCUGGCUUGUGAGUGAGCUUUUGCUUUAUGUUGCCUUUGCUGUUAGCGAGGAGGACAUGGCAACAUAUAUCUAGCUACAAUCACCUUCAUUCCAUCCAUCGGCUUUUAUUGGAUCUUUCAUUCCAUCAGCUUAAUUCUUCCAUGGUUGGCUGGGCAAUUGAGCAUCUAUCUGGGAUAUCGAUCAACCAACUCAUCAUCUAAUCCAUUACUAGCUUCAUCAAGCUGACCUUGGAUCGUUCAAUUCAUUCCAGCGUCCAAUCUCUUCAUCUCUGAUCGAUCCUAGCAGAAACUAAAGGGAAUCGAUCGAAUGUGCACUGCACGUAGCAGGGGAUCGGAGAGGUCGUCUUUGAUGAUCAAAUAUGCUAGCUGAUUGAUCGACCCAUGCUCAUCAUGGGUUAAGUAGACGAGAAUCUGUCUGCGCGCACGUGUACUUCCUGUUGAUAUAAUUUGCUCCUCUUGUACAGUAGCAGAGGAGUUUCACCAUGCUUCCAGAUAUUAAGGGUAUCGACCCAAGAGAUGUUGUUGGUGCCCGAGAGGAAAUACUGAAUCUUAUUCAGAGGAACCUCAAGAACAACAUAAUCUACUUUGACGGGUGGGGUGGCUUUGGGGCAACCGCUGUUCUUAGAUCCAUAGCACAAGCACUUCCAUCUAUGAAAGAUCCUCCUCCAAAACUAUGCUUUGGCCGAACCAUUUACAUUGAUUGCUCAAGGUGGGAGAGUAGAAGAGUGAUGCAGAGAAAAAUUGCAGAGGAGCUGAGACUUGACAGGAAGACCAUGGCCCUGUUUGAGGAGCAGGACGAGGAGGAUGACUUCAACGGAGUGGAUCAUGCAUCUAGGGAUGUGAUACGACAAGUUUCAGUAAUGAUUCACCAUACCCUGAGGGAAACUAGAUUUUUGAUGAUUUUCAUUAAUGGAAGUACUGAUGAGGUCGCCCUAACUGAAUUUGGUAUUCUAGAGUAUGGCGGCAUGAUAAUAUGGACAUUUGGAAGAAGGUUCGUGACUAUGCAUGACAGUUGGACCCAUAAUAUUCCAACACUAGCAGAGAAUUUAAGACACACAGGCCUGUUCAUUUAUAACCGUUUUUUUCUUAUCCGUACCUUAUCAAACUCAGAGCUUAAUGCACUGUUUCUUCAAGAGGCUGCCAACAUAGUUGCUAGCUGUCCAUUUUUGAGGGACAUCAACUUAACAAUGAUCAUAGAUUGUUGUCGCUAUGCAUUUUUCCUGCGCCGCAAUCCUCGCAUCACCUUAUUUGGAUUGGAUUGGGCAGCUCAUGCUCCCAAUUUCUGGAUAUGCGAUGGGAUCAUUCCAGAAGGGGAUAGAGCUAGGGAGAUUAGCAAUGCUUUGGAUUCAGAAAUUACUUUUGAGGGUGAUGAUUCUCUGCUUGGUGAGGUGUUUGCUAAGAUGGCAGAACAUUCAGAGUCUUCUUAUCUGCUAGUUGAAGAUGAAGAUUACGGCAACAUUGACAAAUAUAAAAAGAGGCCUUACCGUUGGAUUUCUAUCACCUCAAAGAAUAAGGUACUUAAAGACAACAUGCAAACUAUACUGGCAACGGCAUCAUCAGUGUUCCUAUCGUUUGACAAGACUAGUAUUGCACCAAGGUUACCAAGUAGCUUGUUUAAACACUGCAACAAACUUGGUGUUCUAAUUCUCUCCUAUUGUGCCUUCAAUUUUGCAUCCCCUCCUUUCCUCCACUGCAAUACAUUAAGAUUUCUUGGGUUGGGCAACUGCACAAAUCAGAAUAAAAAUACAAGUGAACUUGAAGGAGGGGAUUGUAUCACCGAGUGGACAUUAUUUCUGCAUAGCCUGUGGGUGCUUGAUCUGCGUUACACGGACUGGGGUGAGAUCUUAUGUGAGCAAAAGAUAGGUCUUAUGGCUAAUCUCAUAGAGCUAAAUAUAGAAGGAGUUAGGUGCUGGCAGUACACAGGUCAAUUAUUGGAGAAAAGGCUACCUUACCUUCAAAGACUCCGGAUAAUCAAACCUACACAUCAGGAAGAACCAUCCAUGAACAACAACAACUCAUUGGUGGAUAAGAAACAGCUGGAAAUACUUGAUUUGUCUGGUAACAGUGACAUGAAAAUCCUGCCAGGAAGCUUAUCAGAGGCAAGCAAACUUCAAGUACUUGUUCUAGAUGGUUGCGAUGGGAUUGAGAAUGUUCUGUUGCACAACUCCUUGCUAAAGUCAUUCAGUUUUGAUGGCUAUGGACCAGCAUCCCAUUGGACAUCAACCGGCAAGAUACCUCCAAUGAGUUCUCGUCCAGAGUGUCGUCCAUCUGUUGUAGAUAAUAAGGAUGUCAGAGUCUCCAAGAUAUCUCUAGAAGGUUGCACAUUGUUGGAGGAUCUGUUCUUGCGUGGGCUACCCAAUCUAGAGGAGCUAGACCUUUCAGGAUGUGCGAUCAAGGUACUUGACUUUGGAUCGAUGGUGAUGGAUGUCCCGAGGCUCAAGCGUCUCUUCCUGCUUGGCUGUGAGAACCUUCGUGCAAUAAAUUGGGGCUCAGAUUAUGUGCAAGGACAACUGGAGUUGAUCUAUAUAGACACGCGGCCUGGGAGCAAGAGGGUACAUGGAUGUGCUCGGCCACUAUCCCUUGGUGCCCGACAGAAAUAUUUGCGGCCGCAGGUGCACGCAAUCUUUGUGGAUGCUAGGCUUGCUCGAUCCCUUUGUGCUCCCAUAUCUUGUGCGCCUUACAAUGGCUCCUUUUUCAACAUCAGCGUCACCUCUUCAGCUACAUGCAUGGAGACUAUUCAACCCGAAACAACAAUGAGCAAUGAGACGGUUGGAUCCAGUUGUCAUCAACGGCACUAUGAGAUAGCUGCUAGAGGCGUGUACUGUGACAUCUUUACUAAGGUUGGUAAUGAACCAACCCCAAUGCAGACCUUCCCCAAGGGCCCAACAGGACAAUUGGAUCACCAUAUUGAGAUUGGUGACGGAAGCCGUAGUGUGCACAGUGAGAUAGACGCAAAUCCUAAUGAAGAUAAUUUAGGUUCAUUGAUGACAGUGUAUACUACUGAAUCCCUGCAUGUGCAUGAUGUCCACACCUGCAGCAAUACUAUGCCUACAGGAUAUUGGGCAUCCCUCAGGUGGUGCCGCGUCGAGAGGUGCCCCAACUUGCACGUCGUCUUUCCUCCGGGUGCAAAGGAUUAUCAUGGUAACCUGGAGACCAUCUGGGCAUCAGAUCUCCUGAUGGCUCGUUGUGUAUGGAGCAAAGGUUCCAUCAACUAUUAUGCUAAUCGCUUCAGAAGCCUCCGGCACUUGCACCUGCGCUGCUGUCCAAGCCUCCAGUUCGGGCUUGCGAUGGGCACUCGCCCCUCCUUCCCGAGCCUGGAGACUCUCCACAUCAUCCACUGUGGCAAUCUCAUGCACAUCUUCGUACCGGCUGACAAGAGGUACAAGAUGUACCAGCACACAAGCAUCGAGUUCCCGAAGCUGACCACCAUCCACCUGCACGACCUCCCGGCGCUGCAGCAGAUAUGUGAGGCCGCUGCCGAGGUGCUAGCGCCUGCGCUGGAGACCGUCAAGAUCAGGGGAUGCUGGAGCCUGCGCCAACUGCCGGCCUUGAAGGGCCGCAAGGCAGGCAUGAGGAGGCCAGUCGUGGAGAUAGAGAAGGACGUGUGGGAUGCGUUGAAGUGGGACGGGGUGGACGCAGGGCACCACCCUUCCCUGUACGAGGCGCCGGUGCACUCGCGCUACUACAAGAGGCGCACGCUCAGGACCACUGUUCUCAGGUGAUGGAAACUCAUUCGAUCUGGAGAGUACGCAUCUGAUAUUGCUGCUAUGUCGUCGGUCGUUUCUGAGGAUCGAUGGAUGCUGUCUGCAACUGCAAGUUGAUCAGUUUGUUUGUUGUGUGAAAGGCCAGGGAAGGUACGGGGCUUCAGGGUAGCUCCUGCCUUUGAUGACUGGCUGGCCGAGUUGGCCAGCUGCUUCCGUUUGCAAUUCUCAGCGUGUGUUUGGUUUGAUUUUGAAAUAAGAAAGACGGCCAUUCGAGGCGCCUGGUUGGUGCCUGAUGCCUGCAUGCCGGCCUGGUGUUGUGUGCAGGCCUGGCCGUGAGGCAGCCACCUACUGUCUGGUUGUCUGUUUGUGUGUGUUUCAGCUUGCUGAACAAUGAGGUGUGUAGUGUGUGUGUGUUUCAGCCACCUCUCAGACAAGAUGCUUGUAAUAAGUAAGGCGCAUCAUCCGCACCUGUCUUGUCUUGUGCGAUUUGAUGGUUGCGCUCAUGGGAUUUGAUUGCUGCUUUGCUUGUUAUAUAUGUACCCAUCUAUAACUAUAAAUGUAUUGUGUUUAUGUGAUGAAA